AGAAGACAGAUUCUGCCUACUGCUUUGCUUGCCGUGUCUUUGGUAAAAACUUGAAGCAUGAUGUAUUUGUGAGUAGUGGAUACAAAAACUGGAAAAAGGCACUCAAAGCAUUUCACAAACAUGAGGGGACUCAGUCACACAAGGAUUGUAUUGUCUCCUGGAAAAGUUACAAGGCUAGUGCAUUACAGGGAAAUGUUAUACAGCAGAUUGAAGCAGCAAAUGCUGAUGAAAUUAGACAAAGAAGGGAGUAUAUGCGACGUAUUGUGGCUGUGACCUGCAUGUUGGGGAAGCAAGGGCUACCAUUAAGGGGUAAUGAUGAAACAGCAGAAAGUCAUAAUAAGGGCAACUUCUUGGAAUGCAUGGGGCUUUUGCAGAAGUUUGAUCCUUUCUUGCAGCAUUACACUGCCCCAUCAAACAGCACAUACCUCUCCCCUGUCAGUCAGAAUGAAAUGAUAGAGUGCUGCUCGAAAGAGGUGACAGCAACUUUUAUCAAAGAAAUGCAUGAGUCAAAAAUAUUUGCCAUUAUGGCGGACGAGGCCAGAGAUGGACACACAGAACAGCUAGCAAUUUGUGUGAGGUAUGUCACUGAGGGAACAGUUAAAGAGAGAUUCCUGUCCCUGACAGAGCUGAGAAGUUUCGACGCAAAGUCAAUAACCGAGGCAUUAGAAAGAAAAUUACAAGAAGAAACAUACGAUGGAGCAGCAGUUCUGAGUGGAGCAGCUGGAGGUGUUCAGUCUCUUUUCAGGGAGAAGCACCCUGAGGCUAUAUAUGUUCACUGUUAUGCUCAUGAGUUGAAUCUUGUCUUGUGCCACACAUGCAGAGGGAUUACUGAGGCCGCAGAGUUCUUUAGCCUGCUGGAAAGUUUGUAUUCAUUUUUUUGUGUUUCCCUGGUCAGCCACCACAAGUUUAAAGAAGCACAAGCAAAAUUAGGAUUGCAACCAUGUGAACUGGUGCAGCUGUCCAACACACGGUGGGCGUGCCAGCUUCACUCAGUGAAUGCUGUGCUUGAAAAUCUGCCUGCCAUCAUUGAUUGCCUCUCUGCCAUCAAUACAGCAACUGCAGUGGGGUUGAAAACAAAAAUAUGCAAAUUCUCAUUUGUGUAUUUGUUGAUUCUUUUCAAGGAUCUCCUAUCUGUAGUAGCAGGCUUGCACAAAUAUCUCCAAAAAGAGACCAUUGACCUUCCCCAGGCAGUGGCAUACAAAGAUGCUGUGUGUGACUCCUUAAAGCAGAAACGCAGUGAUCCCACUGCUGCAGAUAUAUAUGCUAGAGCAAAGGCAGUGUGUGAAGAUAAUGACAUUGUAGUUGAGGAGCAACCUUCUGGCCAGAGACAGAAAAAAAAAAGGAUGGAUGAUUUUGUUGUUGAAACAACUUAUGGUGCACAUAGGAGAAUCAGCAUAGAUGCCGAACAAGUCAAAACAAAGUUACUAUAUCCAUAUCUGGAUAGAAUGAUAACUGAACUGGAGAACCGUUUUUCUGCUGUAAAUGGCGCAUUGCUGCAAGGUAUUCAAGCAUGCAGUCCAGUGUCUGAAAACUUCCUGUCUGAGUCACAUUUGGAAGAACUAGCACACCAUUACAACAUUGAUUUAAAGACAGAGGAAGUCAUGGUAGCAAGGCACUUUUUGACACGUAAAAAGCAAGCUGGUGCAGCUCCACAAGACAUGGUUUCACUUUAUAACCUGCUGGAUUCUGAAAUGUUUCCAUCACUGAAAUCUGUCAUCCAGGUUGCCCUCACUGUACCUGUUAGCAGCUGUUCGUGCGAGAGGUCUUUCAGUGCUCUUCGCCGUCUCCGCAACUGGCUAAGGAGAACAAUGGGUCAGAGCAGGCUCCAUCAGCUGGCAGUUAUGGCCAUCGAGAAAGAUGUUGUUGAGCAAUUGGAUCAUGAUAAAAUUAUCAACAGGUUUGCUACUCUUAAGGAGAGAAGACACAGGUUGAUGCUCCCAAUGAAAGACCAGUAACUGGGCUGCAAGACUGCUGCUUCUCACCGGCUGCUUCUUCAUUUUGGCUUGUUUUUCCAUUACUUCUGAUAGUUAACCACAGCCCCCACUUAAUCCAUUGUCCAGCCUCAUACCUGUUGUUUAUAUUGCUGAUAUGGAUGAUCAAAGUUUAUGGCUUUUAUGUUAUUUUCUGGUUAAAAUGUUAUUUAAUUUUGUCAGAAAAAUUCCUAUCUGAGGUUUGUAUGUGAGCAUAGAAAUGCAAACAGUAAAAUGUUGUGUUUGUACUGGAAACGUGUGCGUGUGUUUGUACAGUGAAUGAAUCAGGUGGUCUUCAUUGUAAAAUAAAAAAAUCAACAUUCCCUAUUUUCUAGUGGUCACAUCCAAUAAUUAUUUUUUUAUUACAGUGUUGUAUAUGGCUCAGUCAGUACUCCUACUCCCAUAUAUGAAAUACAGGGAAUACAAUGGAAUAGUGGAUUGCAGUAAGGUUAGUAGCAUACCACCCUACCCUAAUAGUCAAAUAAUAUUUUUUUAAUCAUACCCUUAUUGGGGGCUGAGCCCCCCUAAAAUCAAAAUCCUAGAA
Carassius auratus (goldfish) is the source of this 2514-nucleotide messenger RNA. RefSeq names its product zinc finger MYM-type protein 1-like. The record is from RefSeq and is a predicted model, not a curated record. The transcript is spliced from 2 exons. Bases 252 to 1955 code for a protein of 567 amino acids. Gene Ontology annotation, molecular function: protein dimerization activity. NCBI's taxonomy places the organism in Eukaryota, Metazoa, Chordata, Actinopteri, Cypriniformes, Cyprinidae.